This is a messenger RNA of Cercospora beticola, 1062 nucleotides long. The record is from RefSeq and is a predicted model, not a curated record. Lineage: Eukaryota; Fungi; Ascomycota; Dothideomycetes; Mycosphaerellales; Mycosphaerellaceae.
AUGGCACCGAAGAACUUCCCAAAGUUGCGCCACGCUUUUGGGCUGCUCUUCUCCGCCUUGGUUCUCCUCGGUGCACCCACUCCGCAAGGCAACGCCUCCCACACGACGAUCGAACAAGGAAAGUCGACGAGUGGAGAAGCAUGUCUUGUCAACUUUAUGAGUGCUGCAUCGCCCGGCUACAAUGCCACAUCGAAGGCGAUCAAGCGUGUUAGUUUAACUCCUUUGGACCCUCAAACUGAGACCGCGAACGAGAAGGCUGCCCAUGCGCUUGUUCAAUGCAUGGCUGAUGCUGGAAGAGCUAUGCCGCAGGCCCAUAUCAGACCGCACGAUGCUCGCACGGCUAAUUGGCAUCGGACUGAGCUUGAUGCAAAGUUCAUGGAUACGCAGCUAUCUAGGCUUGCUGGCUUGCAGAUGCCCGAAGAGGGACGGGCCUUUGGGUUUCACUCAAAAGGGCCGGCUGGAUGGUUCGGUGAAGACUGGCGGAAACAAGGCACGCCAUUCAAUUACCAGAUUCUUGCGAACCCGUCGAAAGACAUUCUGGUCGGUCUUUCAGGAUAUGGACCACGAAGGUGGGAUGGGGGCCAGGGACCACGUGUAGAUCCAGAUGUCUACACCCCUGGGCAAGACGCUGAGACCUUACAUUGGUCGGAUGUCGCGUAUCUCACGUACGCCAAGUACAGCAAAUUCGAGCCAACCGACAGGAGUGGACAUCCUGGAUUCUUCUAUUCGCCUCCUCAAUGGAUAUAUUUCCCGCAAGCUCAGGCAUCUGACCGAACCCUACAAGCUCUCCAAUCCAGCCUCAAUUCUCAAUUCGAGCUGGGUCUGAGACCGAAGCCGGGCCUCACAUUGCCAAUCGGUACACGAGCUUACGACCUUCUGAUUACAUCACCUAUGGUCGGUGGCGCUGUCGUUUUCCUCGCCCAGCAUAGGUACCGCUUCGGCCCGUGUAUCCCCGACAUUCUAUUGUAUGUCCAGCAGAGCGAUGACAACACGAAAACCAUCAUCCAGAAGAACCGCGAGGACGACGCAAAUUAUAACAGCGGUGGCACUCGCAAAUGGUGA